AUGGCAAAUAUGCGAGGGCUGCCGGCUAGAGGACGGAGUCGGCUAAAGAAGUUAGUCCGCUAUCGCCAGCAACAUCCAGUGCCCUUGGCAACACUUAACGUUGGGACGCUUACUGGAAGAAGUCGUGAACUGGCAGACAGUCUCAGAAAACGCCGUGUUGACAUAUGUUGUGUGCAGGAGACUCGCUGGAAAGGCUCCAAGGCAAGGGAAUUAGGCGAUGGCUACAAGCUGAUCUACCACAGCACAUCAAAUCGCAAUGGCGUUGGUAUCAUAUUGAACGAGUCGUUUAGAGACAGCGUCACAGCAGUGGAUCGACUAUCGGAUCGCCUGAUGGCUGUAAAAGUAGACACAGGAGAAGUGGAAUUGCAAGUCGUCUCUGCUUAUGCGCUUCAGGUGGGCUGUAGUGAAGAAGAGAAGACGUGA
Molecule: messenger RNA, 423 nt
Organism: Necator americanus (New World hookworm)
Lineage: Eukaryota; Metazoa; Nematoda; Chromadorea; Rhabditida; Ancylostomatidae
Exons: 1
Coding region: 1-423 (140 amino acids)
Biological process (GO): DNA repair
Molecular function (GO): double-stranded DNA 3'-5' DNA exonuclease activity
Source: RefSeq, a predicted model, not a curated record